Colias croceus (clouded yellow) is the source of this 2054-nucleotide messenger RNA. RefSeq names its product non-canonical poly(A) RNA polymerase protein Trf4-1-like. The record is from RefSeq and is a predicted model, not a curated record. The transcript is spliced from 9 exons. The coding region runs from base 103 to 1821 and encodes 572 amino acids. Gene Ontology annotation, cellular component: TRAMP complex; nucleolus. Gene Ontology annotation, molecular function: mRNA binding; poly(A) RNA polymerase activity. Gene Ontology annotation, biological process: RNA 3'-end processing. Lineage: Eukaryota; Metazoa; Arthropoda; Insecta; Lepidoptera; Pieridae.
UGUGACUUAUUUUUGUUUUGUAUUAAUUUUUCGAAUUACAAUUACAAAUGUGAAAUGAUACAACAUGUGUUAUCCCAUAUAGUGGAAUCUUGCUCCGGCUGAAUGGAUCCCUACGUCGGGUGGUAUCAGCCCGAGCAGGAAGGACCCGCGAAGCGAUUGUGGCUUCGUAUAUGGGAAACUCAAAGUGAAACAGACAAAAUGAACCUCAAAAACUUAGAGAACGCUAAUCCUAAUGUGAAUAAAGCACAAGACUUUAUACCAAUAAAUGAUGUGAACGGUGAAAAUAGGAAUAAUAAUUAUUUCAAUCCCACACGGAGGAAAGCAAACGAUAACCGCGCAUCUACGUUUAACCUGAAUCAGAACCACGAUGCUCUCAUAGGGGAAUACGGGGGCUGCCCUUGGCGGAUACCCAACUACCAUUACAAGCCUGGGAUACUCGGGCUGCACGAAGAGAUCGAACACUUCUACAUGUACAUGUCGCCGACGGAGACGGAGCACCUGGUCCGCUCGACGGUGGUGACGCGCAUACGCAGCGCGAUCCUCUCGCUGUGGCCGCAGGCGCGCGUCGAGGUGUUCGGCUCUUUCCGCACCGGCCUCUACCUGCCCACUAGUGACAUCGACCUCGUUGUUAUUGGUCAAUGGGAGAAGCUGCCGCUGUGGACGCUGGAGCGCGAGCUGGUGAACCAGGACAUCGCGGAGAAGGAGAGCAUCAAAGUGCUGGAGAAGGCCACCGUGCCUAUCGUCAAGAUGACCGACAAGUACUCUGAUGUUAAGGUCGACAUCUCUUUCAAUAUGAGCAGCGGAGUCAAAAGCGCCGAGCUCAUAAAACAAUAUAAGGAAAAAUACCCCGUGCUCUCGCGGCUAGUCAUGGUGCUGAAGCAGUUCCUGCUGCAGCGGGAUCUGAACGAAGUGUUCACGGGAGGCAUCUCCUCCUACUCCCUCAUCCUCAUGUGCAUCAGCUUCCUGCAGCUGCACCCUCGACCAGAGAGGCUCAGACAGCAACAUAACCUGGGGGUGCUGCUGAUUGAGUUCUUCGAGCUGUAUGGAAGAAAGUUUAACUACGUGAAGACUGCGAUACGGGUCAAGAAUGGCGGCUCGUAUGUUUCCAAGGAUGAGAUACAGAAGGAGAUGAACGACGGUCACCGGCCAUCGUUGUUGUGCAUCGAGGACCCGCUGACGCCGGGCAACGACAUCGGUCGGUCUAGCUAUGGCGCUAUACAGGUUAAACAGGCGUUCGACUACGGGUACAUAAUCCUGCAGCAGGCGGUGGCGGGCGGCAGCGCGCUGCUGCUGCGGCACAGCGUGCUGGGGCGCGUGGUGCGCGUGACGGACCACGUGCUGCAGUACCGCCGCUGGGUGCGCGACACGUUCGAGCCGUACUUCUUCCCGCACCGGCCCGCCCCGCCCGCCGCGCCCGCCCCGCCCGCCGCGCCCGCGCCGCACGAGCCCAGCGACAGCGAGCCCGAUGCGCGGCGCACGUCCCCGCCGCCGCUGUCCGCGCUGCAGUGCUCGUCGCCCACGCCGCGCCGCGUGUCCGCGCACCAGAGCCUCAUCAUACACCACAUUACUAGCAACUCCGAUUUCAAUAAUAUACCCUCGGGUGUGAUGCAAGCGCGCUACAACAACAACAAUAACAACAACAACAGUUCGAGCGGUGGCGGCGGCACGAACAGCUCGAGCGGCGGGGCGGGCGGUGGUGCGGGCGGCGAGCACAAGCGCUGCGGGCGCGCCUUCAGCUCGAAGCAGCGCCGCCACUCGCCGCCGCGCUACCGCGCCGACCGCGGCCACAAGAAGCGGCGCCAGCUCGCGCAGCCGCGAUGAGGGCGCCGCGCGCGCGCGCCCCGCCGCCGCAAGUGACACGCAGGGACGGGGUGCGCGCGUGACACGAUGCGUGCGUGACACGGCACUAUCGGACAAGUGCGCGUCACGCAGUGCCACGAUGUAAUAACGCUCCAGAAUGCGUUCAACGUGCGCUAGCGACACUUUAACGCCGCUGCGGUACACAUGCUCUAGCUCAAUCUUAUGACGUCACACAAGUGUCGCGCAUGACGUCA